Messenger RNA from Juglans regia (Persian walnut), 2626 nucleotides. Its product is annotated as transcriptional adapter ADA2-like. Bases 477 to 2000 code for a protein of 507 amino acids. The record is from RefSeq and is a predicted model, not a curated record. Gene Ontology annotation, biological process: regulation of transcription by RNA polymerase II; chromatin remodeling. Gene Ontology annotation, cellular component: nucleus. The transcript has 14 exons. Lineage: Eukaryota; Viridiplantae; Streptophyta; Magnoliopsida; Fagales; Juglandaceae. Gene Ontology annotation, molecular function: protein binding; transcription coactivator activity; chromatin binding.
CAGCCACGCUCGGAACGAAGAGUAGCUUCUUCCUUCCGUCUCUGCUCACGUACUCACCGCACCCUUCACUCACAUACCAACACUAACUCACCGCCCCCGGCAAGCGCAUAAAAAAUACGGCGACUAGUUUCCGGCGAGCUCAGCUGACAAAUAGGAGCUAGGCCUCUCUAGGCUCGGCGCCCUUAAAAGAAUUAAGGUGAAUCGAAGCGAUGGGUCGGUCUCGGGCGGUGUUGCAUCCUGCGGAGGAUGAUCCAAAUCAAAGGUCCAAGAGAAAGAGGACUGUUUCCAAUGUAGAAACUAUGGGGAUUACUCCUUCAGGUAUUUCUUCCACUAGCAUCAAGCCACCAAUUAGAGGAAAAUGCAAAAAAUGAAGACAAGACUGCUAGCAGGACUUGGGAUUUGAAGGAAUUUCUGAAGGGAAAGUGGCUUUGUACCACUGUAAUUAUUGCAACAAAGAUAUUUCGGGGAGGAUUCGAAUGAAGUGUGUCAUGUGCCCAGAUUUUGACCUUUGUGUAGAAUGUUUUUCUGUUGGAGCUGAAGUUACACCGCACAAGAGCAAUCAUCCUUAUAGGGUUAUGGACAAUCUCUCUUUCCCACUUAUAUGUCCAGACUGGAAUACAGAUGAAGAGAUAUUACUUUUGGAGGGCAUUGAAAUGUAUGGAUUUGGUAACUGGACUGAAGUUGCUGAACAUGUUGGAACAAAAACCAAAUCACAAUGUAUUGACCACUAUAAUGGCAUAUACAUGAACUCUCCGUGCUUUCCUCUCCCUGACAUGUCGCAUGUUAUGGGUAAGAGUCGGGCGGAGCUCCUUGCUUUGGCCAAAGGGCCCGGUGAAGUGAGAAAAGAAAUUCCUAAGAUUGGGGAGCUUACGCUGAAAGAAGAGUCUCCAUUCUCAGGAAGACUCAGUUGUGAUGAAUCCAAAAAAGGUCUGGCUUGGCAUUCCUCAUCUAGCUUAACAUCAGGAACAGGCACAGGUCUGGAUUCAAGCAGUGGUAACACUUUCUCAGGUGUUAUAAAGAAGGCCUCCAAUAAAGUUCAGACUAAGGAUGGCACUAGCACAGAAGAAUUUCCGGCAGACAGGAGCAUUGGAGAGAAAAAGCCUAGGGUUCCGGGGGAUGAGGAACCUUCUAUGACAGAAUUGAGUGGCUAUAACUUCAAGAGGCAGGAGUUUGAGAUUGAAUAUGAUAAUGAUGCAGAGCAGGUACUGGCAGAUAUGGAAUUCAGGGAUACUGAUGGUGAUGCUGAGCACGAAUUGAAAUUAAGAGUUCUGCGUAUCUACUCGAAAAGGCUUGAUGAGAGAAAGCGCAGGAAAGAUUUCAUACUGGAAAGAAAUUUACUUUACCCUGACCCUUUCGAGAAAAGCCUCUCACCUGAAGAAAGGGAGAUAUGCCGACGUUACAGGGUCUUCAUGCGAUUCCACUCAAAAGAAGAGCAUGAUGAGUUGCUUAAGAAUAUUAUUGAGCAACAGCGAAUAGUCAAAAGAAUACAAGAUCUUCAGAAAGCUCGAGCUGCAGGCUGUCGAACAGCUGCCGAGGCAAAUAAGUUUCUUGAACAGAAGAGGAAUAUGGGAGUUGAAGAAAGUGAGCAAGGAGUUAAUGAAAGUGCUCAAGGUGCAGGUGGUAAAGUCUUGCAAAGACAAAAUCAUCUCAAAGGAGAAUUUGAUGCCAGUACUCAAGGAGUUCCUAAGGAGUCCCCUGUUCUACAUCCCAGUGGCAAGGAUACGUCUUCUGCAAUGCAAGCUACUUCAAACUCUCUUCAAGAGUGGGACAUCACUGGAUUUGUAGGAGCGGAUUUACUCUCUGAAACUGAGAAACGGCUUUGUGGUGAGAUCAGAAUACUACCUUCACAUUAUCUCAACAUGCUGCAGAUCAUCUCACUAGAAAUUAUGAAGGGCAAUGUCACCAAGAAGUCUGAUGCCCAUAGCUUGUUCAAGGUAGAACCGAGCAAAGUUGAUGUAGUGUAUGAUAUGCUUGUGCAAAAGGGGAUUGCUCAAGCAUGAUGACAUACGCCAUCGUCGUCUUCUGAAUAGUAACUUGUACAGUUUUUCCUUUCUAAUCAAAGAAGUAUACCUCUAGUGAUAUAAUAAUCACAAGCAUGGCCAAGGGGAGUCCUUGCCACUGUCUAUAUAGGGGAAGACUUGUAUCGGAUGCAUCCAAGUGAAAGAGUGGAUGUGACUCAUUAGACUGAUGGAUUUUUUGCACUUUCCAGUUCUGGAAUGCCAUGAGAUGGUCCUGAUGGAUGUCCAUGAUGUAUGGUGAAAUUUUCCAAUCAGUUACAAGGUUUGGAUGUUUAAUUGCUGUCUGUGACAACUAGAAGAGCAACAUUUGCUUCUCCAGAACUUGGGAUUCAAUCCAUAUUUGCUGCCCAAACACCAACCAGUCUUAAAGAGUACUCUUCUUGUAUGCGACAAACAGCAGCAGCGUGUUGAAUAGUUUUGAUUUCAGCAUCUUCUAGAAAUCUUUUACUAGCACCCACUGAUGUCUAUAUGCGACUUUUUCAAGUUUCAACACAGUAUGUUGUAUACUUGCCCUAGCCAUUUUACAGGGCAUGAAGGAAGAAUUUCUCCACGGUCAAAACGCAUGAUUCCCCCGGUAAAUAUGUGCCAUGUUUAUUGGCUUUGUUGAA